GCCCAGUCCAACAGUGCAUCAUCGACGCAGGCUCGCUCAGAGCAUGUCUGGCCUUCAUUGCUGCAUGACCAAUUAUUCGACUUUACGGACGUCGAGUUCGAUACUGGCUUCUUCAUAGAUGAUGGCAACAUCGACUUCACCAUGCCUACCAACUUGGAUUCUCUUGCCAAUACUCCAUCAGGCCAGCUGUCAGAAGAUGUCCGCAAUCAUGUGCUCUCCUCGACCGGUGCGCCAAAUAUCGACUUGCAGGAGCAAAAGCCGCCAGAUUUCCCGGACUUGAUUUCCUCUCCAAUGAACCCACAGCAAGCCUUUGGAGACAUCGCGAAUGAAGCAGGUAACGUACCGCAGUCAUCUGAGGGCCUGCAAGGCGCAACUGCUUCUUCUCCAGGCCAGCCGAACCAGCGAGCUCAUGAAUCCGGAAACCAGAAUGUCCUUCACAAGCACCCUUCCGCGGUGUCGGACACACCGGAGACGGUGAAGCGUCUUUUUGACAGUCAUCUCUGUGAUGUCCUGUCCAUCAAGGACGAUAAAACCACGAACCCAUGGCGAGUCCAUGUUUGGCCAGUGGCCGACGGUUGUCCAGCCCUAUACCAUGCUCUUGCAGCAAUGACAUAUUUAUAUACGAGCAAUACGCUGCCGCAGUACCAUGAGAGUGGCUUGGAGCACUAUCAAGCCAGCCUGAAGGCCGUCGCACAGGGCGAAGACAGAACCAAGAUGUCUCUCGAAGCCUCUUUGGCUGUUAGAUUGGCUCUUGGCUUCGCUGAAUCUUGGGACGCCCAGCAAACUCACUUUGGGAUUGAGCACGUCAGAAUUGCAGGGCAUCUUGUUCGAACGGCAUUCAAAGAACAACAGGCUACGAGUCUAGAUGGUAAGGAGCUGGACCGUCUGAGCUUCCUCGCACGCGCCUGGAUGUACAAGGAUGUUAUGAUCCGCCUGACAGCGUCAUAUGAAGGCGAGUCUGUUGAUUUGGAGUCUGUAACAGGCUAUAUCCAGUUCGACCUGUUGCCACUGGAACAGCAGCUCGAUCCACUUAUGGGCUGUGCAAUCACACUGUUUCCAUUGAUCGGGCGUUUAGGCGACAUUAUCAGAUCCGUUCGACGGAGAACCGAAAAGCACAACUCUCCGUUCGUGAUCUCUAGAGGGGCAGAACUACGGCUGGCUAUCGAAGGCUGGAGCCCCUCCUUUGAUCCUGAUCGGUCAGGUGGUCUUACGUCCCAUACCUCCGAUGUCAUCCAGACGGCCGAGGCAUAUCGCUGGACGGCGCUGCUGCUCCUUCGGCAGGCCGUGCCGGAGCUUCCAUGGGUUCACUCAAUUUGGGAACUUGCUGAGAAAGUUUCAAUCUACCUUGCAACCACCCCUGUUACCUCCCGAACAAUGAUCGUACAGACUUUCCCUCUGAUGGCAAUAGCUGGCGAAGCCUUUGAUCAAGAAGAUCGAAACUGGGUGCGUCAGAGAUGGGAUGCCAUGGCCAAGCGGAUGCCCCUUGCGAGAUUGGACAAAUGCAAGAGAGUGACUGAGGAAGUAUGGAGGAGGAGGGAUACGUUCGAAGCCAAAUGCGGAGCAUGUCCUAGCUGUGGUGCUUACCGGCUCAGUUCGUCGGGAGUCAGCCCUCCCAUGGAUCCCAUGGCGACCAAUGCAUCGGCGCAUUCCAUAGAGGGAGGAAGCCGUCGCUGCCGAUGCAGUGUGGCGACCAGAAUCACGGCGCCAAUGUCGAAUUUUCCAGACUCCUUGGCUUUCAAGAAGGGAAUUGACAACAUCACAAGGGCAGGGGAUCUGCAUUACACAGUGAGAGGGGACCUGCAUUGGCUGGGAGUCAUGAAAGAUUGGAACUGGGAAGUAAUGCUUGUGUGAAGUGGGAGACUUACUCUGGAUCCAAAGUGCUCGAGGCAUGAAAAGAAUGUGAAAGCCAACACUGUAUCUCUCACCACGCCAGACCUCUUUGAUGUGGUUGGCAACUCAGACCGGAGCAAAGCUCCACAUCCUCCUUGCUCACAACGGCAUCAUCAGGCAGGUUCUGCUGAGCAGGCCAUAUCUCUUGCUUCGCGGCCUUCUCCCGUUCCACGUGGUCCCAGAUUGCCUCGCGUGCGCGCUGCUGGAAGUACAGAGGGCCUCUCUCCAGUCUCGGAUGCAUCUGACCAUUCACGAACACGCCCGCGUUAAGGUUCUUCUGCGAGAGUUCGCAGAGCAUUUUGUCCUCAGACACCACUUUGGCAUAUAGCUUGUGGAUACGUUGGAAGUCCUCUUCGGAUGAGUUCUUGUUUCGGUAGAUCUGAUAGUGCAUUGAUGAGCUCUUUGGUCCGUUGGGCAGGAAGCGCUGAAGCAUGAUGAAGUGUGGCCUAUGAGUCUUGUCAGCAACCUGCUUUCCAGUCCUGGAUGGCGCCAUUUAC
Molecule: messenger RNA, 2387 nt
Organism: Exophiala xenobiotica
Lineage: Eukaryota; Fungi; Ascomycota; Eurotiomycetes; Chaetothyriales; Herpotrichiellaceae
Exons: 2
Coding region: 142-1851 (569 amino acids)
Biological process (GO): positive regulation of transcription by RNA polymerase II
Cellular component (GO): nucleus
Molecular function (GO): DNA-binding transcription factor activity; transcription cis-regulatory region binding
Source: RefSeq, a predicted model, not a curated record